Orbicella faveolata is the source of this 2001-nucleotide messenger RNA. Its product is annotated as ferroptosis suppressor protein 1-like. The record is from RefSeq and is a predicted model, not a curated record. Gene Ontology annotation, cellular component: cytoplasm. Gene Ontology annotation, molecular function: electron-transferring-flavoprotein dehydrogenase activity; flavin adenine dinucleotide binding. NCBI's taxonomy places the organism in Eukaryota, Metazoa, Cnidaria, Anthozoa, Scleractinia, Merulinidae.
AUCAGCGUAAAUUCAUUUUAAAGCUUGUGUCAUAUUCCAUCGGCCCUUUCUGGUUUAUUUUUUAUUUGAUAUCAUCAACAUGUCACUGAGACAGAUUAUGACGUCUUCCCUGGCUGCAAGAUGAAGAACCCUAGUGAGAGUAUAUAAGGAAUGCUAGGAAAAUUUCCUACCAUUUCUCUGCGGUACUUCCAGUAGAAGCUCCCUGUGUCCCGUCAUGUUGAUUUAAACGUCGCAUUUUACAUGCAGUUAAUUCAGCAAUUAGAUUCGGUGCAUGUAAAAUGCGACAUUUAAACCGGGCCUGAGGUGUUAAUCCACCCAUCGUUUUAUUUUUGUGUUGUCAUCUCUGCCAACAAUUUCAGUCCUCAUUGAUUUAUCUCUCUUUUUGUUCAAUCUGGCGGCGUCUGGCAGUGACUUGUGCACGCAAGUUUAUGUUUUCUUUGUCAGCGGCACUUUCGCAUAAUUUGAAUAUUUAUGAAUAUUCAACAGUAGCACCUUCGCGUGUCGAACGGGUUUUGUUUUCGCCCGUGAUUCUUACUUUCACUGGUUUCACCAUUCUUGGUUAAAACAGAAUGAUAGCGGCUUGCCUGAGAAAUGCAGCACCAUUUUUAGCUACAGGUUUGGCGGCGGGAUCGGCGGCCUUAUUGGGAUACCAAGCUCAUUAUUCCACAGCUGUCCACGCCCGAGAUGAAAACCUGAAAGAUUUUAAGGACACCCAUGUUAUCAUCGUCGGAGGUGGUUAUGGUGGAAUUGGUGCUGCGAAAAAGUUGAAGGAUCAGUGCAAGGUCACCCUAAUCGAUGCCAGAGAUGCGUUUCACCAUAAUAUGGGCGCACAGAGAUCAUCUGUCGAGACAGGUUUUGCCAAGAAAUGUUUAAUUCCCUACAAACCGACAUUUGGUGAGAACUUCAAGCGAGGGAAAGUUGUGGACGUCAAUCCAUCCAUUAAGGUGAUUACGCUGGAAAGUGGCGAAAAACUUGCCUAUGAUGACCUCAUUAUUGCGACUGGCACAGGGGGGCCAUUUCCUGCCAAACUUCCACUAGAUGUAAACAAGGAGAAGGCUGUGCAAAGAUACGAGGAUUACGUGAAGCUUGUUAAAGACGCUAUGAAAAUAGGCGUGGUAGGUGGUGGAGCUGUCGGCGUGGAAAUAGCGGGAGACAUCAUGGAGGACUAUAAAGACAAGGCUGACGUCUAUCUGAUUCAUCCCAGGGAAAACUUGGUCAACGAUGAGGUUAAUGAGUCCUUCCAGUCCACAAUAAAGGCCAAGCUUAUCAGUUUAGGCGUCAACAUGGUUCUCGGAGAACGAGUGGUGAACAUGGACGAAGUGAAAGAAAAGGGUUUUCAGAACGUCAUGCUUGUAACAGACAAAGGAACCAAGAUGAAAGUAGACCUAGUCAUUCCUUGUACUGGGUUAAAAGUCAACACUGAAGCAUACAAGAACAAUUUGGGGGAUAAAAUGAACCGGCUAGGUCGUCUCAGUGUUGACGAAUUCCUUCAAGUAAAAGACGUACCAGAUGUUUAUGCUAUUGGUGACUGUAAUGAUGUACCUGAAAUCAAGCUCGCUUACGGUGCUGAAAUUCAGGGAAAAUACGUCGCUGACAACUUGAAACUUAAACAUGAAGGAAAAGCCAUGAAGCCUUACAAUGUUAACAAGAGUGUAUUCAUGGUGCUGUGCUGUGGACGAUCGGGAGGUGCCGCCCAAGUCUGGAGGGGCUGGGUCUUUGGGGAUUGGUUCGCUUCAAUGAUCAAAGGGAAAAGCGUCUUUACUCCAAUGCAAUGGAAAAACAUGGAUCAGAAGAUGCCAGAAGAUUAACCUGCUGUGUAUUUUUAGUCAUGAAGACAAAGUUUAGUUUAAUUUAGCCGGGUAAAAAGAGAUCUCAUUGAUAGCAUUUAUUACGUUCACCACUUAUCUGAUCUAGGAUGGUUCUAGCUUUUUGUAUGAAGACUUGAUGAAAUAUUAUUGUAUAGUUUGCCUCUAUUAUAAAUAAAAGUUUCCAUCAGUUUCA